Messenger RNA from Coccomyxa subellipsoidea C-169, 2225 nucleotides. RefSeq names its product Creatinase/aminopeptidase. NCBI's taxonomy places the organism in Eukaryota, Viridiplantae, Chlorophyta, Trebouxiophyceae, Coccomyxaceae. The transcript has 12 exons. Gene Ontology annotation, molecular function: metalloaminopeptidase activity. The coding region runs from base 25 to 1845 and encodes 606 amino acids. The record is from RefSeq and is a predicted model, not a curated record.
CGCCUGGAAGCUCUUCGCACUGAAAUGGCCAAGGAAAACGUCCAGGCCUACAUCAUUCCCACAGAGGACCCACACAUGAGUGAGUACUCUACUUCUGAUGCCGAACGGCGCCACUUCAUCUCUCGAUUCACAGGCUCUGCUGCCACAGCAGUGGUCACAACAGAUGCUGCAAUGCUCUGGACAGAUGGCCGCUACUUCCUACAGGCAUCACAGCAGCUCGGCCCAGCAUGGACACUCAUGCGCUCUGGCACACCGGGCUGCCCAGAGAUCCCCGAGUGGCUUGCUGAGAAUGUACAAGAUGGAGACGCUGUUGGGAUUGACCCAUUCCUCCACACGGUGGACAAUGCCCGGAAGCUGAAGGAGCAGCUGGAGGCAGCUGGCAAGGGGCUGCGGCCAAUCUAUGGCAACCUGGUGGACAGGGUGUGGGGCAGCGACCGCCCGGCUGCCCCCAGUGCACCACUGCGCGUCCAUGCUCUCGAGCAUGCCGGCCAGUCUGUCUCUGACAAGCUUACCGCUGUGCGCGCCAAGAUGAAAGGGGCGAAGGCCAAUGUGCUGCUGCUGACGGCGCUGGAUGAGAUUGCCUGGCUGUUCAACCUGCGUGGCUCAGACGUAUCCUACAACCCAGUCUUCCUGUCCUAUGCCACGGUCACAGAAGACGCUGCUAAGCUAUUUGUGGACGCCGGAAAGGUCACUCCUGAGGUCAAGAGCCAUCUGAGCGAGGCAGGCGUGGAGCUUGGUGCCUACGAGGGCAUGCUGGAUGAAGUUCGCAGCCUUGCAGCUGCCAGGCAGAUCUUCUGGGCUGACCCCACAAAGGUACACCACGUUAUGACUCGAUGGUGUGAUGUGGCAGCAGGAAAGGCAGAUGACUACGCAAAAAAGAUGUUUGUGGAGAAGCCGUCGCCAGUGGCGGGGGUCAAGGCGGUGAAGAAUCCUGCUGAGCUGGCCGGCAUGCGCGAAGCCCACUUGCGCGACGCGGUGGCUCUGGCCGAGACCCUGUACCACCUGGAACAGGAGAUCGCGGCCGGCCGCACGCUGACAGAGGUGGACGUGGACGAUUUCCUCACAGGCAGGCGGGCGGCACAGGGGGGUUUUAUCGAGCCAAGCUUCCCCACGAUUGCCGGCUCCGGCCCAAACGGCGCCAUCAUCCACUACCGCGCGCAGCCCGACACAUGCAACACCGUGUCCGGCUCGCAGCUGCUUCUUGUCGAUAGCGGUGGUCAGUAUGACUGCGGCACGACGGAUGUAACCCGCACGUUCCACCUGGGAGAGCCUACGAAGCACCAGAAGGUCUGCUUCACGCGCGUGCUGCAGGGGCACAUAGCGCUGGACAGCGCGGUUUUCCCGACGGGGACCCCCGGGCUGGCGCUGGACACUCUGGCGCGCGCUCCGCUGUGGUCGAUGGGCCUCAACUACCGCCACGGCACCGGCCACGGCGUCGGCGCAGCCCUCAACGUCCACGAGGGACCCCAGUCCAUCUCCACCCGGUACACGAUCACAUACCCUCUUGAGGCAGGCAUGGUGGUCAGCAACGAGCCGGGCUACUACGAGGAGGGCGAGUUUGGCAUCCGCAUCGAGAACCUGCUGGUGGUGAAGGAGGCCGACACUCCCUUCCGCUUUGGCGAGCAGCCCUACCUCUCCUUCGAGCGCCUCACCAUGUGCCCCCUGCAGCGCAAGAUGAUCGACCUUGACGUGAUGUCAUCGAGCGAGAUUGAGUGGGUGAACCAGUACCACGAGGAGGUGUGGGACAAGGCGUCGCCGCGGCUGUCAGGUGAUGUGCUUGAGUGGCUGCGAGCCAACACGGCCUCUCUGCAGGCUCCUAUUCCCCAGGUCGCAGCCCAAGCCUGAUGCAUUGCCAGAAAGCUGAGCAAGCUCAGAUAGGAGCAGUUCUUUAUUACGUCUGCAGUGAGCAGCUGUAGCCCAUGCAUGCACUGGGCGUGUCGGGGGUGUGUGUUGUAUUUCAACUGGAAUCUACAAGUAAUGCCAAAAACUUUGUAUUUCUUUCACUUGAAUGGAAAUGCUUUGUCAUGAAAGCUUUGCAGACACUGAGGCUGGCAAGAUGUGUUUGUCAUUGCUGGUCAAUUCUCUUGGAAUGUUUGUGUGUAUGUCAGCAGUGCUUUUCGUUAUAUGGUGUCACUUCUGGAGAAGUCUCAAACAUCAUUUGGCACUGCAGCUUGAUGGAGGAUCCAUGCCUAAAUAGGAUGUGUAAUUGUUUACACACCUCUGGC